Messenger RNA from Saprolegnia parasitica CBS 223.65, 378 nucleotides. RefSeq lists its product as hypothetical. NCBI's taxonomy places the organism in Eukaryota, Oomycota, Saprolegniomycetes, Saprolegniales, Saprolegniaceae. Bases 1 to 378 code for a protein of 125 amino acids. The record is from RefSeq and is a predicted model, not a curated record. The transcript has 2 exons.
AUGAUUUUCAAAUGCUAUAACGCCGAGUCGCGGCCUGAAGUCGGUAGCGGUGCCAAGAAGCACGUCGUUGCGCUUGAAGCCAAGCGCGGGUUCCGACACCCAGAGGACUUUGCCGCGUUCUUGGCGACGAUUUCGGACGGCGCCGUGCAACUGCCGCUCGCCGAGGCGUCGGCGAUCCUGCAAGCGCUGCCACGCGACCAGCUCGAGCGCAUCUUUUGCUCCGACAUGAUUCGCUGGUUCAAGCGCUGGGCGUAUGUCCAGAACCACCGCGGCCACGUGGCGUUCGAUCAGACGCCGCUGUGGAAGCAUGCUGCCAAGAGCAUCAAGCGCCAUCGUGCCAUGCGGUGCGAGGCCGAGCUCUCGGCUGCCCAUGGAUGA